GACAGACAGCCUGCCUUCUCGGCGCCAGGGAUGUGAAGCCGGGGGUGGGAGCCCCUUCCCCAGGCGUCGCGGGGGAUGGAUUUCCGGGCGGCCUUCCUCGGCUGCUGCUGCUGCCUCUGGCCGCUGAUCGCUCUCCCCCUUGCCCAAGGGAUUGACUGCAAGCCUGGUUGCCAUCCACUCUAUGGAUUUUGUGAAGUUCCCGGUGAAUGCAGGUGCCAACCUGGCUGGCAAGGCCCUCUCUGUGAUCGGUGCAUCCCUUUCCCAGGUUGCCAGCAUGGAGCCUGUGCCAAACCGUGGCAAUGCAUCUGUGAAGAAGGAUGGCUCGGCAGCCUUUGUGACACAGCUGUUCAUCCGUGCUCUUCAAAACCUUGUAUGAAUAACUCGACUUGCAUAGAAACUGGCGAAGGCGGCAGAUAUAUUUGCUUGUGCAUUCAAGGAUACGCUGGGAAAGACUGCCACGUGAGAAAGGGGCCCUGUAUAGUUAACGGUUCUCCCUGCAAGAACGGUGGCACCUGUGUGGAUGAUGAUGGCUUCGCACCCCGACCCUCCUGCCUGUGUCUUCCUGGCUUUGCCGGCAUGUCUUGUGAAACGGAGGCAGACCCCUGCGAGUCGAACCCGUGUCAGAAUGGAGGAAGGUGUACCAACAUCAGCGGGGGCUUCAGCUGUCAAUGCCCUGCUGGGUACGGAGGUGUGUUCUGCGGCAGCCCCGUCACAUUCUGUGCCAGCAACCCAUGCGCCAAUGGCGGGACGUGUCAUGAACACCCGGAAGGAGGUUUCGAAUGUCUUUGCAAGCCACACUUUGUCGGGGUCACCUGUGCUUCUCGCCACAGAAAUGCCAGUGGGAUCACGCUGGCCAAACACAAGCAGAAUCACCACCUGCACGUGAAAGUUUCCCACAGACCGUUUCGUCCACAAGAACAGGAUGUCCUGACCAUAAGAGAGACCAUUGAAAACAGGCCCUCCUUCCUCAAUAAGAGCCAGGUCAUUUGCUUCAUCGUCUUGGGCUUGCUGACAUGUCUCAUCGUGCUGGGAACUGCGGGGAUUGUGUUUUUUUCCAAGUUUGAAAUGUGGCUCGCAAACGCCCGAUACACCCACCUGGUGCGUAAGGAGCGGGAUUGCUACCUGAAGGCCAAUGAGGGCGAGAACCUUUCAGUGAACAUCAUUUUCCCCGAGAAAAUCAAACUGACCGACUACUCUAAGAACUAUACAGCCAUCUAGUUUCUACCCACCGCUUUUUGUUUUAACCCCAACCAGUCAAGGUA
This is a messenger RNA of Gekko japonicus, 1262 nucleotides long. RefSeq names its product delta-like 1 homolog (Drosophila) (gene DLK1). The record is from RefSeq and is a predicted model, not a curated record. Lineage: Eukaryota; Metazoa; Chordata; Lepidosauria; Squamata; Gekkonidae. Gene Ontology annotation, cellular component: plasma membrane; protein-containing complex. The transcript has 5 exons. Gene Ontology annotation, molecular function: calcium ion binding. Gene Ontology annotation, biological process: establishment or maintenance of epithelial cell apical/basal polarity; heterophilic cell-cell adhesion. The coding region runs from base 76 to 1218 and encodes 380 amino acids.